Ruditapes philippinarum (Manila clam) is the source of this 1097-nucleotide messenger RNA. RefSeq lists its product as uncharacterized. Lineage: Eukaryota; Metazoa; Mollusca; Bivalvia; Venerida; Veneridae. Bases 468 to 1088 code for a protein of 206 amino acids. The record is from RefSeq and is a predicted model, not a curated record. The transcript has 4 exons.
CUUUUGAAUUCAUUCAGUAUUAUUGUUUUCGGCAUUAGGCUUAUACAUGUAUAUUGCACUUCUUUUCUGUGUUACGAAUAAUUUCAGUUAACAUUGAAGAGAACUGCGGUAAAUCUAUUAACAGCUUUGCGGGGGAGCUUACUAGUAAAUUUGAUUCGUCAAAAUACAACUCAAAAAUAGUUGGAGGGCAAUGCCGUGUCACUGUCAAACUUGAGAGUUCGUUGUUCACAUCAAAGUCACACGUGUUGUUCUAUUUCACAGAGGUGAAUCCAUUUCCCUCCUGUAAUGCAGGCAAUAUUACAAUUCUUGAUGGUGACAAGAAGUUGGCGAUUAAAGGAUUGCCUCGAUUUCUUUGCGGACAUCAUCAAGAACUUGAACAAUCUGACAAAUUCUUUACAACGUUAAGUGAUAGAUUGACGGUCGUAGUUAAUACAAAUGAUGUCUCCAGUUACUACGGACAAUUCAACAUGAAAUACAUCAUGUUUAGUAAUGGUCCAUGUCACAGUGAACAUGUAUACAAAUGUUCAAAUGGACGCUGCAUCCCAAACUAUUAUCGUUGUUCGAGUCAGAUUAAUGCUUGCUUGACAACAGAAGCAGUGUGCAAUCGAACUAGAGAUUUAAAAGUCAAUGAUAGUACCCGUGACAAGGAACCGAAGUAUUUACAGAAUUUGUAUACGUUUGCUUCAUUAGUAAUAUUCGGGAUAACCGCACUCUGCGUUUACAGGAGACUGAAAGGGAAGCCAUGCCGAUCACAUCCAAACCCACGACCAGACGCAACAAAUCAGGGCCGAGGCUGGGGACCAAUUAAUAUUCAAUCUAAUUCAGCACCAGAUGAGCAAGUACCCUUUUCAAACACAAGUUUAAACGAAGUUAAUACUAUUGACACAUUAUCUGUCAGUCUUGACAAUUCACUCCCUCCUGAGCAAGUAAUUUUUCCAAAUAGAUACAUGCUAGCCAUUACGUAUUCAGAUCAUCCGCCUUUAUACGAAGAUGUCGAAGAUAAUAAUGAUAACAAUGGAGAUAUUCUGCCAAGCUAUGGCGACGUUGUAGCUAAUCCUACAGAGUACACUCAUGUUUCACAAAGAUGAUAUCGCAUU